Impatiens glandulifera is the source of this 681-nucleotide messenger RNA. RefSeq lists its product as uncharacterized. Lineage: Eukaryota; Viridiplantae; Streptophyta; Magnoliopsida; Ericales; Balsaminaceae. Bases 1 to 681 code for a protein of 226 amino acids. The record is from RefSeq and is a predicted model, not a curated record. The transcript has a single exon.
AUGGAAUCCUUAAACAUACCAAAUAUCAAGAUGAAGAAAGCAAACUCCAUCCAAUAUACCUACCGCCGUCUCCGCAAGAUCGCAGCUUUAUUCCGUUUCUUCGAGCUUUUCCUCUUUAUAAUGGUCGUUUCCCGAUUCACCACUCAAUUACCACUCGCUUUCAGAAUCUCCGCCGACUACUUCACCGGAAUCUCACUUUCCCUCUUCACCACCCCCACCCCCGGAUCAGUUUUCCUAAUCGGAAACGCCAUCGUCCUCCUCCUCUUUCUCAUCUCCCGCGACCACGCCACCUUCUCUUCCUCCUCCGCCGCCGCCGGAGAUAAAAAGAUUACCAAUCUCGACUAUUACGAUGAUUACGUCAAGAGAAAUCACAAGAUUUCAAAUUUCCAUCAGCAUAAACAGACUACCACCAUCAUCAAAGAUCAAACAGGGGGGGUCAUUAAUGAAAUUGCUCCGGCGGCAGAGAUCAAGGAAAGAAAGAAGAUUGAACGUAGCCAAUCAGACAACAUAAUAGUACUAAACAGACAGAAACCUGUCGGUCGUCUCACCCGGACUUUGACGUCGGAGACUUGCCGGAAAGUUCCUAGCCUAGAGGAUGAUGAUGAGAUGAGCAACGAAGAGUUUCAGCAGAAAGUUGAGGAUUUCAUAGCCCGUCAACAAAGAGAAUUCUUUGGCUGUUAA